Messenger RNA from Temnothorax curvispinosus, 3942 nucleotides. Its product is annotated as WD repeat-containing protein 36. The record is from RefSeq and is a predicted model, not a curated record. Gene Ontology annotation, molecular function: protein binding. Gene Ontology annotation, cellular component: Pwp2p-containing subcomplex of 90S preribosome; small-subunit processome. Lineage: Eukaryota; Metazoa; Arthropoda; Insecta; Hymenoptera; Formicidae. The coding region runs from base 288 to 2957 and encodes 889 amino acids. Gene Ontology annotation, biological process: rRNA processing. The transcript is spliced from 4 exons.
CCCCCUUGGUCACGCCGCGAGAAGCAUGAUGUGUGUAUUGUAAUCAUUGUAACCUUUCAAUUUUCGAUUCUCUCUCGUACUCAGAAGAAAGGAAUGGAUCAUAAUUAGAAGCAUAUAUAGUUAUAUUAAAAGGAUAGGAAGGAUCAUCAUUUGAAUAAGAGGAUACACACACAACACAGGUUAAUCAUUGUGUCGUAUGGUUCCAGUGUGGGGCCGAAGGCACUAAUUUCUCUCAGCCGAGAGAACUCCAAAAAAAAAAAAAAAGAAAAAUUCUCUCGUAAUACACGAUGGUGCAGAGCAGGAUAUUCGCGCGAAAUCGCGCGCUCGGCUACGUCAGCAACCAUGUGCCGCUUGUCACGAGGUACAUCCUCCGGAGGAAGGAGCACCUCGUCGUCACGUGCGUGGGCAAGGAAUUCCACACUUACGGAUGUAAACAUUUCACCCUGCUGAGCGUCUCGGGCACCCACGCGGACGAUAUCACCUGCCUGGCCACGGACACGUUUCACGUGUACACGGCCAGCGCGAACAACGUUUACGCAUGGCGCAGGGGAACCGAAUUGAAGCACACCUACGUGGGUCACGAGUGCGCGGUCCACAUUCUCCUGCCGUUCGGCGCGCACUUGAUCUCCGUCGACGAGAGCAGCACCCUGAAGGUCUGGGACAUCAAGGAGGAGAGCCUGCUGCUGGAGUUGAACUUCAGCAACAAUGUUUUCAGGAUAACUACACUGAUGCAUCCCAAUACCUACAUGAACAAGAUCCUGCUCGGCAGCGAGCAGGGCCAGCUGCAGCUGUGGAACAUUAAACUGAGCAAGAUGGUCUACACGUUCCAGGGAUGGCAGAGUAACGUGACGGCGUUGGAGCAAGCGCCAGCGAUAGACGUGGCUGCCAUAGGUUUGAACAACGGCCAUAUUAUUCUGCACAAUCUCAAGUACGACGAGACCAUCUUCGAGCUUGUACAGGACUGGGGCCCGGUGAUAUCCAUCAGCUUUCGUACGGAUGGCCAUCCCAUCAUGGCGACGGGCAGUCUAGGUGGCCAGAUAGUAUUCUGGAACUUGGAACAACGCAUGGUGGAGAGCCAGCUGUGUAAUGCCCACAACGCUGCUGUCACGGGUCUCAGAUACAUACCGAAUGAGCCGUUGUUGGUUUCGUCUUCGCCUGACAAUUCUCUCAAGCUAUGGAUAUUUGAUAUGGCCGACGGAGCGGGCAGGCUCUUGAGAAUCAGAGAAGGUCACGCUGAGCCUCCGACGAUCGUUCGGUUUUAUGGAAACGAUGGUAAUUAUCUGUUGACCACGGGCGGCGAUUCUUCACUCCGGCUGUUCUCGACCGUCACGGAGAUAUUGAACAAAAGCCUGGGUAGAGCCUCGUUUAACAGAAAAGCCUCCAAGAAAAAGAGUCACUCGGUCGACGAUCCGUUGUUGAUGCCGCCAAUAACCGAGCUCGCAGCCGAAGUGACGCGGGAAAAGGAAUGGUGCAACAUAGCGGCUACUCAUUCCGGUUUAGGGAUGGUCACUACGUGGUCGUCUCAUCUCCAAAAGAUGGGCGAUCUUAAGUUGCUUCCUGAAAGAUUCAAAAACAAUUACAAUGCUAGCGCGACCAGCUUAUGUUUAACGAGAUGUGGAAACUUUGUCGUGAUCGGUUACAGUACGGGACACGUUGAUAGAUUCAACAUUCAAUCGGGGAUCCACAGAGCGUCCUAUGGAAGCGAGAAUGGCGCUCACGAAGGUCCCGUUAAGGGCGUCAUGGUUGACGAUUUGAAUCAAACUCUUAUUACGGCUGGCAGAGACGCAAAAAUUAAGUUUUGGGAUUUUAAACCAAAGAAAGGUAUAACUACAGCAAGAACGACAUUGACACUGGAAGAGUCAAUCGAAUGGAUACGAUAUCACAAUGAGAGUUCCCUUGUGGCUAUAGCCUUAGAAAAUUUCGAUGUUGUGUUAAUGGAUCUGGAUACAAAGAGGAUAGUUCGGCAUUUUCAAGGGCACGAGGGACGAGUAAUGGAUGCGUGUUUCAAUCCUGACUCUAGGUGGUUAAUCACAGCAUCUAUGGACUGCACAAUCCGUACUUGGGACAUACCAUCAUCACACUUGAUAGAUAUUUUUCAGGUACCUGAAGCUUGUAUAUCUUUAAGUUUCUCUCCGACGGCAGAAUUUCUUGCGACCGCGCAUGUACGUAAUGUAGGGAUCUUCUUGUGGUCGAAUCGUAUGCUCUAUUCACACGUGUCGUUAAAGGCCAUUAGCAAAGACGAUAUGAUACCCGAAGUAGGACUUCCUGGAUCUUCCGUAGAAGCCGAGAAAGUCGAUGAAGAUGAUGUCGUUGCCGAAGAGCCAGAUUACGUGUCUCCCGAUCAGCUCGAUAGCGAUCUUAUAACCAUGUCCGCCGUAGCUCAAUCUAGAUGGCAGAAUAUACUCGAUAUCGAUAUCAUUAAAAGGAGAAACAAGCCGAGGCAACCGCCUAAAGUUCCAGAGACCGCACCGUUCUUCUUGCCUACGGUUGCGUCGUUGCAACUGCGCUUUGAUUUCACGGACGUUAAAAGCAAUGAAAACACCAAUGAUACUGCCAGUGUUCAUCCGCUUUUACAAAAUCUUACUUCGUUUAACAAGAGUUUGCUUCAAUCAGAUACCAACAAUUUUUCGGAUGUGAUAGAGAAAUUAAAGGCAAUGGGUCCUAGCAACAUUGAUUUCGAAAUUCAAUCAUUGUCUUUGGACGAGAGUUCCGCCGAAUCGUCAAUGCUGCAGUUUAUGAAGAUGCUUCAUUACAUGAUGGAACGACAGACGGAUUUUGAAUUGUCGCAAGCGUAUUUGGCAGUCUUCUUAAAGUGGCAUGGUACAGCAAUCUCGGAGAACGAUACGUUACGAAAGUAUCUACGGAAAAUCCAAAAGGCACAGACGAGAAAUUGGCUUACAGUACGAGAGAAAUUAUUUUAUAAUCUAAGUGUUGUACAAAGUUUUAAGAAAAUGUAAAACAAUACAUUUUUAUAUCGUGUAAAUAUUUAAUAAUUAACAAGUCACCAUAGAGUAAAUAAAUCCAAGUUUCAUAUAUUUUCAAAAAUUAAAAUAGGCAUGUUUGAUUGCACGCAUGAAUUAAAAAAUAAAGUUACCUAGACAUUCGUCGAUCAGCAGUCUUUCGAAAAAAUGAAACAUCUUUCAGUCAAGAAAAGAAUAAACUAAGUAACACUCAUAAAAAGAAAAGUACUUUAGGCGGUUGCGGAGGCCCUGCGUAGUAAAGGCAUGAGUUAUCUGAAAUUUUUAAACAAUACGUUGCGAACUUGGCACGCACAAUCAAAAAAUUUAUGCUCGAUUUUGAAAAUUAGAAAUAUUCCGCGGAAGCCUGGAAGCACAAGCGAUCGCAUGUUGAAACUAGCCAAGCAUCACGUAUUGUUUCAACACUUUUCCGUUUCAUUAAUAAUCCUAAUUGCAUCAAUUAUAAAAUAUAAAUGCAGCGAGUUGUUCCUAGAACGUAAGAAGAAUUUCGCAAUCUUAUGCCGCUUGCAAUUUACGAACAAGCUCAGAUUUCAACCUUACAAAAUAAGUCGAUUUCCGUUACAUAGUGUCGAAAAUUUAUAUCUCGUUAAUAAUAGUAACAAAAUAAUAUCACAUUAUAGUAUCAGAUAUGCCAUUUGUGUGAUGAUUGGUUUAACAAUUUGAUAAACAAGUGUACAUAAUAAUUUCUUUAACAAAACAGUAAACCAUGGAUAGUCAAUAAACUGAUACUGUUUUACAUUUCGAAUGAAUUAUCCUUUUGUUGCUUUCAUGUAUAUUGGAGAUUUAAUUCCAAUAUCAUUACGAUUAAUGUUACAUGCGAUCGUUUAGUUGGGAAUGUGCUAUUGACGAAGCAAAUAGAAUUAUCUACACACUGAUAUCUUAUAAAAUAAAGUAUUAUAAUAUUGAAAAAUAUGUUGCGUUAAUAUUUUUACAUAACUAUUAAUAAACUUAUACAUAAACUUAA